Molecule: messenger RNA, 850 nt
Organism: Triplophysa dalaica
Lineage: Eukaryota; Metazoa; Chordata; Actinopteri; Cypriniformes; Nemacheilidae
Product: apoptosis-associated speck-like protein containing a CARD
Exons: 2
Coding region: 70-603 (177 amino acids)
Biological process (GO): regulation of apoptotic process; innate immune response; inflammatory response
Source: RefSeq, a predicted model, not a curated record
ACUCCAUACAUUCAAACCACAGCUGUUUUCAUUCUCGACCCAAAGAGGCAGGAAAACCAGAAAAAAAACAUGGCGAGGACCCUUAAGGAUCACCUUAUCGACACCUUUGACGAUAUGACUCAGACAAACGUAAAGAAAUUCACAAGAAAGUUGUGUGAUAGGAGUCAAGAACCGCGCGUCCGCCGAGGUGCCAUCGAAAAGAUUGAAGACUCGCUGGAUCUGGCAGACUUGAUGGUGGACACAUUCACAUCGAUAGGAGCUGUUACAGUGACAAUCGAGAUUUUACAAGCUAUUAACUGUAACGAACAAGCAGUCUCUCUGAGUGAGGCCACGGAACAGAAUCAACAAUUCAUCGAUAAACAUCGAAUACAGCUCAUAGAACGAGUUAGGAAUGUAGAUGCCAUCCUAGAUGAACUUCUUGAGAAAACGAUCAUCAGUCAAGAGGAAUAUGAUAAAAUCCGCUCUAAAAGCACCCCAACAGAGAAGAUGAGAGAGAUAUUUUCUGGCACAAUGAUUUCUGCUGGAAAUGCAGGAAAAUUGGCUUUAUAUGAGGCUCUUAUGAAGUUACAACCUCCGUUAAUGAAAGAUCUUGGAGCUCAGUGAAAUACAAAUGAAUAUCCUGUCACCCCGAAUAUUUUUUUUAUUGAGUUGUUUUUAGUGCUGUUUUAUGAGAUGUAUUACGCAAUCAAGUAAUUUUGAAUUUAAAAGAAAAAUUGUAAACAAAAGCUGUAUAAACCUACCAUAUAAAUAUAUGGUCAACCUAGCAAUUAAAUGUACUAAAUUGUCAUCUUUUUUAAAGGUUUUAUAACACAGGACAAUGGCCAUGAUCCUAACAAUAUUGUUUUAGCUU